This is a messenger RNA of Myotis lucifugus (little brown bat), 12483 nucleotides long. It is a transcript of the gene ANK2, whose product is annotated as ankyrin 2. NCBI's taxonomy places the organism in Eukaryota, Metazoa, Chordata, Mammalia, Chiroptera, Vespertilionidae. The transcript is spliced from 52 exons. Gene Ontology annotation, molecular function: protein binding. The coding region runs from base 1 to 12483 and encodes 4160 amino acids. Gene Ontology annotation, biological process: protein localization to T-tubule; signal transduction; regulation of cardiac muscle contraction. Gene Ontology annotation, cellular component: T-tubule. The record is from RefSeq and is a predicted model, not a curated record.
AUGGGCAAUGCAGCUCUCUGCCCCUCGUGCCACGCGGGCAAGAGCGUGAAGGCCCAGGGGCACGCACAGGAGGCAGACAGAGCCCCCGACUACUACGGCUGCCCCGGCGAGGACGCCCCGGAGCUGGGGCCGCGGGUAAGUGCCGAGCAGACGCAGAGGGAGGAUGAGUCAGAGGUCCUAGUGGACCUCAUUGGAGCCGGCUGUGGCCGCACUGCAGGUUACUUACUUCGGAGCGAGACCACGAGGCUCGGAGAGGCCAUGCUAGGCCAGGGGCUGAGUGUCUGGAGAUCCCUCCUGUACGGGGAGGUCGCAGCCGGCAGCCCCCCUGAAGGCAGUGAUCGGAUCGCCAGCCUGGAACGGCUGGACUUUCCGGAGCUCACGGGCACCCCCUACUCGUGUGGGGCCUGCGACGGGAAGGGCAUGUCUUUGCGCCUUCCCUUGAAACCCGCGUCUGAGAAGCAUAAGGACAACGGUGGUCCCCCAAGCGGAGUCGCCUCGGUGUCUCUGAGCGAACGAACGGGUUUAUACGAGGAGGAGAGCGUUUUUUCAGAAAUAAAAGACAUUCAGCAGCUUCCUGUGAAGGAGACCAUCACCACUGAGGCCUACGACCUGCAGCCUCACUUCAGCCUUGUUCUGGGAUCUGUGUUCUGGGACCAUCUGCUCGCCUCGGCACUUGCAACGUGCUCCCUGUCUCUGCCUGUUUGUGUCGCUGAGUUUGUGGAGGCCACGGAGUGGCCUGGGCCUGGUUCCUGGCUCCCAUCCGACCUGAAUUUCCGCGCAGAGACACCUGACUGGGAAUACUGGGAACCCCCAGGAAUGUCGGGGACCCCCAGGAAUACUGGGAACCCCCAGGAAUACCGGGGACCCCCUGGGAAUACCGGGAACCCCCAGGAAUACCGGGGACCCCAGGAAUACCGGAACCCCCCAGGAUACCUGGAAGGUGAGGGCCAGCCCCCAUCCUGCCCGUUCCCUGUGCACCCGUGGGAGCUGGGCUCUGCUGGGAAGCGAGACGUGCGGACGGGCAUGAGCCUUGGCCUGGCGUGGAUGACCUGCUUCUGCGUCAUGACCAACCGUGUGAACACAGAAAGCGGAGUAAACCCUCGCUCCCACCACAGCGCGAGCUCCGAGCGGCCACCACGGGGAGGCGGGCAGGUGCGGGUGCGGGUGCGGAAUGGACUCAACGCCCUCCACCUGGCGGCCAAGGAGGGCCACGUGGGGCUGGUGCAGGAGCUGCUGGGCAGAGGGUCGGCCGUGGACUCCGCCACCAAGAAGGGGAACACGGCUCUCCACAUUGCCUCGCUGGCGGGACAGGCGGAGGUCGUCAAGGUGCUGGUCAAGGAAGGCGCUAACAUCAACGCCCAGUCCCAGAACGGCUUCACGCCCCUGUACAUGGCUGCCCAGGAGAACCACAUCGAGGUCGUGAAGUACCUGCUGGAGAAUGGCGCCAACCAGAGCACCGCCACCGAGGAUGGCUUCACGCCGCUGGCGGUGGCGCUGCAGCAGGGCCACAACCAGGCGGUGGCCGUGCUCCUGGAGAACGACACGAAGGGCAAGGUGCGGCUGCCCGCCCUGCACAUCGCCGCCCGCAAGGACGACACCAAGUCGGCGGCGCUGCUGCUGCAGAACGACCACAACGCGGACGUGCAGUCCAAGAUGAUGGUGAAUAGGACGACUGAGAGCGGCUUCACGCCCCUGCACAUCGCCGCCCACUACGGCAACGUCAACGUGGCCACCCUCCUGCUCAACCGGGGAGCCGCCGUGGACUUCACCGCCCGGAACGGGAUCACCCCUCUGCACGUGGCCUCCAAACGGGGAAACACAAACAUGGUGAAGCUCCUGCUGGACCGCGGAGGUCAGAUCGACGCCAAAACCAGGGAUGGGCUGACGCCGCUGCACUGCGCGGCCCGGAGCGGGCACGACCCGGCGGUGGAGCUGCUGCUGGAGCGGGGCGCGCCCCUGCUGGCCAGGACCAAGAACGGGCUGUCCCCGCUGCACAUGGCCGCGCAGGGCGACCAUGUGGACUGCGUCAAGCACCUGCUACAGCACAAGGCGCCCGUGGACGACGUCACGCUGGACUACCUGACGGCCCUGCACGUGGCCGCGCACUGCGGCCACUACCGCGUCACCAAGCUGCUUCUGGACAAGAAGGCCAACGCCAACGCCCGAGCCCUGAACGGCUUUACUCCACUGCACAUUGCCUGCAAGAAAAACCGCAUCAAAGUCAUGGAGCUGCUGGUGAAAUACGGGGCUUCCAUCCAGGCGGUCACCGAGUCGGGCCUCACGCCUAUACACGUGGCGGCCUUCAUGGGCCACCUGAACAUUGUGCUGCUGCUGCUGCAGAACGGCGCCUGCCCAGACGUCACUAACAUUCGUGGGGAGACGGCACUGCACAUGGCGGCCCGGGCGGGCCAGGUGGAGGUGGUGCGAUGCCUGCUGCGCAACGGCGCCCUGGUCGACGCCAGAGCCCGGGAGGAGCAGACGCCUCUGCACAUCGCCUCGCGCCUGGGCAAGACGGAGAUCGUGCAGCUGCUGCUCCAGCACAUGGCGCACCCGGACGCGGCCACCACCAACGGGUACACGCCCCUGCACAUCUCCGCCCGCGAAGGCCAGGUGGACGUGGCCUCGGUCCUCCUGGAGGCCGGGGCUGCCCACUCCUUAGCUACCAAGAAAGGCUUCACCCCGCUGCACGUGGCCGCCAAGUAUGGCAGCCUGGAUGUGGCCAAGCUGCUGCUGCACCGGCGGGUGGCGGCCAACUCCGCGGGGAAGAACGGCCUGACCCCACUGCACGUGGCCGCCCACUAUGACCACCAGGACGUGGCCGUGCUGCUGCUGGAGCGAGGCGCGUCCCCGCACGCCACGGCCAAGAACGGCUACACUCCCCUGCACAUCGCCGCCAAGAAGAACCAGACGCAGUUCGCGUCCACGCUCCUCAGCUACGGGGCCGUGACCAACGUGGUGACGAAGCAGGGCGUGACCCCGCUGCACCUGGCCUCCCAGGAGGGGCACUCGGACAUGGUCACCUCGCUCCUGGACAAGGGCGCCGACGUCCACACGUCGACCAAGAGCGGACUCACAGCCUUGCACCUCGCAGCCCAGGAGGACAAAGUGAACGUCGCUGACAUUCUCGUCAGGCACGGGGCGAACCAGGACGCCCACACGAAGCUCGGUUACACUCCUUUAAUUGUGGCCUGUCACUAUGGAAAUGUGAAAAUGGUCAACUUCCUUCUGAAGCACGGAGCCAGUGUCAACGCCAAAACCAAGAGUGGCUACACGCCCCUGCACCAGGCCGCACAGCAGGGCCACACACACAUCAUCAAUGUGCUGCUGCAGCAUGGGGCGCGGCCCGAUGCCACCACCACGAAUGGCAACACGGCCCUGGCCAUCGCUAAGCGGCUGGGCUACAUCUCGGUGGUCGACACUCUGAAGGUUGUGACGGAGGAGGUCACCACCACCACGACAACUAUCACUGAGAAACACAAGCUGAAUGUUCCCGAGACCAUGACCGAAGUGCUGGACGUCUCUGACGAAGAGGGAGACGACACGAUGACCGGAGACGGCGGGGAGUACCUGCGGCCCGAGGACCUGAAGGAGCUGGGGGACGACUCGCUGCCCAGCAGCCAGUUCCUAGACGGGCUGACUUACCUGCGCUACAGCCUGGAGGGCGGGCGCUCCGACAGCCUCCGGUCCUUCAGUUCCGACAGGUCGCACACCCUGAGCCACGCCUCCUACCUGAGGGACAGCGCCAUGAUCGACGACACCGUUGUGAUCCCCAGCCACCAGGUGUCAGCGCUCGCCAAGGAGGCGGAGAGGAACGCCUACCGCCUCAGCUGGGGCCCCGAGCACCUGGACAAUGUGGCCCUUUCUUCCAGCCCCAUCCACUCAGGCUUCCUGGUCAGCUUCAUGGUGGACGCCCGCGGGGGCGCCAUGCGCGGCUGCAGACACCACGGGCUCCGCAUCAUCAUCCCGCCGAGGAAGUGCACGGCCCCCACACGGGUCACCUGCCGCCUGGUGAAACGCCACCGCCUGGCGACCAUGCCCCCGAUGGUGGAGGGAGAAGGCCUGGCCAGCCGCCUGAUCGAAGUCGGACCCUCUGGCGCGCAGUUCCUGGGGCCCGUCAUCGUGGAGAUCCCGCACUUCGCUGCCCUGCGAGGGAAGGAGCGGGAGCUGGUGGUGCUGCGCAGCGAGAACGGGGACAGCUGGAAGGAGCACUGCUGCGAGCACACGGAGGACGAGCUCAACGAGAUCCUCAACGGCAUGGACGAGGUGCUGGACAGCGCUGAGGACCUGGACCGUAAGCGCAUCUGCCGCAUCGUCACGCGUGACUUCCCGCAGUACUUCGCCGUGGUAUCCCGUGUCAAGCAGGACAGCCACCUGAUCGGACCCGAGGGCGGUGUGCUGAGCAGCACAGUGGUCCCGCAGGUGCAGGCGGUGUUCCCCGAGGGUGCGCUGACCAAGCGGAUCCGCGUGGGCCUGCAGGCGCAGCCUAUGCACGGCGAGCUGGUCAGGAAGAUCCUGGGGAACAAAGCGACCUUCAGCCCGAUCGUCACCUUGGAGCCCAGACGGAGGAAGUUCCACAAGCCCAUCACCAUGACCAUCCCCAUCCCCGAGGCCGCCAGCGACGUCAUGCUGAACGGUUUUGGGGGAGGUAAUCCGACCUUGAGACUCCUGUGCAGCAUCACAGGCGGGACCACUCCUGCACAGUGGGAAGACAUCACAGGAACCACGCCGUUAAAUUUUGUCAAUGAGUGUGCUUCCUUCACCACCAACGUGUCUGCCAGGUUCUGGCUGAUCGACUGUCGGCAAACCCAGGAGUCCGUCGCCUUCGCCUCCCAGGUGUACAGGGAGAUCAUCUGCGUGCCGUACAUGGCCAAGUUCGUGGUGUUCGCCAAAUCGCACGACCCCAUCGAGGCGCGGCUGCGGUGCUUCUGCAUGACUGACGACAAGGUGGACAAGACCCUGGAGCAGCAGGAGCACUUCGCGGAGGUGGCCCGCAGCCGGGACGUGGAGGUGCUGGAAGGAAAGCCCAUCUACGUUGAUUGCUUUGGCAAUCUCGUGCCAUUGACCAAGAGUGGCCAGCAUCACAUAUUCAGUUUUUUUGCCUUUAAAGAAAACAGACUUCCUCUCUUUGUCAAGGUACGAGACACGACUCAGGAGCCGUGCGGACGACUAUCAUUUAUGAAGGAGCCGAAGUCCACGCGAGGCCUGGUGCACCAGGCCAUCUGCAACUUGAACAUCACCCUGCCUGUCUACAUCAAGGAGUCCGAGUCGGAUCCGGAGCAGGAGGAAGAGAUCGAUGUGACAUCAGAAAAAAAUGAUGAGACAGAGUCGACAGAAACAUCUGUCCUGAAAAGCCAGCUGGUCACUGAGGCCCCAGCCCUGGCGAGCCCGGACCUGCUCUCGGAAGUCUCUGAGAUGAAACAGGGCCUGCUGAAGAUGAGUGCCCUGCUGACCACAGAUGCGGCCGACAGGGCAGGGCCGCUCAGGGACAAGGAGCCGGCUGGGCCCUCCCAGGAGGAGCCGGGGGAGCCCUUUGAAAUCGUGGAGAAAGUGAAGGAGGACUUAGAGAAGGUGAACGAGAUCCUGAGGGGGGGGUGCUCGGAGGGGGAGGGCCGUGAGCCGGGGCCCCAGCAGGACGAGGAGUGGGUAGUUGUCAGUGACGAGGAGAUAGCGGAGGCCAAGCAGAGGGCACCCCUGGAAGUCCCCGAGGUCCCCUGUGUGGAAGUGAGACUAGCGAGGGAGACCCCAGCCCAGGGACAGAAGGAUGCCACGGGGCUGGUCAACUACCUCAUUGAGGACCUGAGCUCCUACACGGCCUCUCCCGGAGGGGCCCCGCAGCCAGUGCCCCGUGCGGCCGGGGCCGGGCGCGCUGGGAGCCAAGGGAAGGACGUUCCCCGAGAUGGGACGCAGAGAGCGCAGAAGGAGCGCAAGCCGGGCCUGGGCGUGAAGAAGCCCGCGCGGAGGAAGCUGAGAGAAGACCUGACGCAGAAAGAGGAGGGCGCACAGGCCGGCACGGGGAAGCUGGGGCUGCGAAAGGGCAGCUCCGAGGAGUCCGCGGAGGAGGACGCGGGGUUAGCUCCGGAGCCGCAGCCCGCGGGGAAGGCCACGUCGCCCUUGGUGGAAGAGACACCCAUCGGCUCCAUCAAGGACAAAGUGAAGGCCCUUCAGAAGCGGGUGGAAGACGAACAGAAAGGUCGAAGCAAGUUGCCCGUCAGAGUCAAGGGCAGAGAGGAAGUGCCCCGGAGGGCCAGCCCCAGGCUGCCACCAGCCGCCUCGCCCCCUCUGAAGUCCGACAGGCGGGCACCUGCCCCCCCGGCCUCCAAGGCAGACAGACACUCUUCCCUCACCGCCUCCGCCAAGUCCGACAGGCAUCCUCCCACAUCACCACCGAGUAAAACGGACAAACACUCGCCCGUGUCUUCCUCAACGAAAACCGACAAACACUCGCCCGUGUCUCCCUCAACGAAAACCGACAAACACUCGCCCGUGUCUCCCUCAACGAAAACCGACAAACACUCGCCCGUGUCUCCCUCAACGAAAAACGACAAACACUCGCCCGUGUCUCCCCCAACGAAAACCGACAGACCGUCGCCUGCAUCCUUGUCAGGCAAAAAUGGGAAACACUCCCCUGUGUCACCUUCAGGCAGAGCAGACAGACACCCACCUGCGUCGCCAUCUCCAUCGGGAAGGACGGACAAACAUGCACCUGCGUCACCGGGGAGGACAGACAAGCGCCUGCCCGUGUCCCCGGCGGCCAGGACGGAAAAGCACCCGCCAGGGCCAGCCCCUGGGAAAGCGGAGAAGCGCCUCUCGGCGCCCCCGUCUGGGAAAACGGAAAAGGCAGCUCCCGUGUCCCCCACCUCGAGGACCGAGCGCAUCGAGGAGACCAUGUCCGUGCGGGAGUUGAUGAAGGCCUUUCAGUCAGGUCAGGACCCGUCCAAACACAAGGCCGGACUCUUCGAGCACAAAUCCCCCAAACCAAAGCCGCCACAGGAAAAGGGCCGGGCUCGGGCAGAGAAAGAAAAGGGGCAGGGGCCCGCCCAGAGAGAGACCCCGAAAACCGGGAGUCCGCCCCCCAAGCCCGGCCAGAGGUUCCCGGGAGCUGUGGCCACAGGUGCCUCUAGCCCGAGAGAAAACGCCGCUGGAGGGAAGGAGCCGGUGUCGGGCCACACGAUGCCGCCACCUGUGGGGCAGGCCCUCGGGGAGGAGCCGGACGAGCCGGGCAAUGGGGACCCCCAGAUCAGCCCCGACCGCAGAACCUCCACCGACUUCUCGGCGGUGAUUAGGCAGGAGCUGGAGGACAACGCCCGGUACCAGCAGUUCUGCCACCGGGAGGAGCCGGAGCCGGCGGAGGCGCAGCUGGUCCCGGAGCAAGUGCUCACCAGCCCCUUCCCCAGGGCCUUCCAGCCGGAGCCGGACAGCGGGGAGCUGCUCCCGGGCCUGGCCUUCCGCCUGGAUGGCAGCUGGGAGAACCUGCGGCAGGAGGGGGCGGUGGGGUCCCCAUGUGGCAGCCUGAUGGAGGGGACCCCCCAGGCCAGCUCAGAGGAGAGCUACAAGCACGAGGGCCUGGCCGAGACCCCCGAGACCAGCCCAGAGAGCCUUUCUUUGUCACCAAAGCAAAGCCAGGAGCAACUUGGGGAGCCCAGUGAAACCACCCCCUUGGAAACAGACAGCCGUUCGGGUGAAGAACGGUCCUCCACCAAAGACACUGGCGACGCUGCCGGAGAGCCUGGCGUGGCUGUCACCGGGGGCGCUGAGCCCGCAGCCAGCGGUGUGAAGGAGGCCACCCCGGACCUUCCCAGAGAGACGGGCCCCACCCCCGGGGGCGGCGACCUGGGCCACUGCGCUGUGUCCCCAGCGAAGGAGGCUCCUGCCCGUCUGACUGAGGACGUGCCCGGUGAGGACGGUCCACCUGCCCACGAGACACGGACUGAGCCCCGAGCUCAGAGACCCACAAGUCCCGAGCUCGAGGCCCCCGUGAUGACUGGCCAGGCCCAGGCCGCCCCCCGCAGCCCUCCAGGCCUGGAGCUGUCCCUCCGUCAGCCCGACACCGAGGUCCUCAGCCCCGGGGCCGACGAGUCCCUGGCGGUAAGCCACCAGGACUCCCUGGAGGCCAGCCCCGUGCUGGAGGACAACUCCUCCCACAAAACCCCGGACUCCCUGGAGCCCAGCCCCCUGCGCGAGUCCCCGUGCCGCGACUCCCUGGAGGGCAGCCCAGUGGAGCCCAAGGUGAAGGCCGGCGUCUUCCCGGGCCACUCUCCUCUCCCUGCCGCUGUCGCCAGAGCAGAGCUCCUCUCCGAGGGGGCCUCCGUGCGGGCCCGGCUGCUCCGCGACCCCGACGGCAGCGCCGAGGACGACAGUCUCGAGCAGACAUCCCUCGUGGAGAGCUCAGGGAAGAGCCCCCUGUCCCCCGACACUCCCAGCUCCGAAGAAAUCAGCUACGAGGUCACCCCCAAGGCCUCAGACACAAGCCCCCCCAAACCAGCUGUGAUUCCCGAAUGCGCAGAGGAGGACAUGGAAAACGGGGAGAGAAAGAGGUUCACCCCUGAGGAGGAGAUGUUUAAAAUGGCCGCCAAGAUCAAGACCUUUGACGAGCUCGAGCUAGAAGCCAAGCAGAAGAGGGGCCACCGGAGAGAGCCCGAGCCCGAGGGCUCUUCCUCUUCCCAGCCCGACACCCAGCGUCCGGCGGAUGUGGGCGGGCCGUGUGGGCAGCACACCGAGGACAGGCGUGACGUCCCUGUGGUGGUGACUGCCGGCAGCAGGGCAACAUCCUCCUCCUCGGAGAGCGAGCCGGAGCUGGGGCUGCAGAGAGCGGGCGCCGACCCAGGCCUGCUCCCGGAGCCGGUCAUCCACGUGCAACCGCCGUCCCCACUCCCAUCCAGCGUGGACUCCAGCUCCAGCCCCGAGGAAAUGCCCUUCCAGCCGACCGCCUCCAAGCAGUACACGUUCAGGGUGAGGGAGGAUGCUGAGGGGCCCGGGGCGUCGGGAGAAGAAGCGUGCGCACCUCAUCCGCCGGAAGGCAGCCAGGUGGGUCGCCCCGGGGGCCCGGACCCAGCCUCCGACGGCCUGGACAGAGAUGCUGACCAGCCCCAACUCUGUGCGGGCCUCGGGUGUGAAGCGGGGAGCACAGGCAGCUGGGCCUCGCCCAGCCCCUCAAGUCCCUGUGGUGCCCCCCAUGCUGAGGUCCACGAGGAGCUGGCUGGCUGGGAGGAGCCAUCGGCCCCGCAGCCCCCGGAGAAGAAGGACUCGGAGGGAGAGGCGCGCCCCGGAGCUGUGCUCCCCAGCGAAGGCUCUUCACCUCCGCCCCCAGGGCCCGAUGGUCCAGCAUCUGAAGGAAGAGGGUCAGAUGAAGACCUCGUCUCUGCACCUCCCACCACGGAAGCGGGGGCCACAGGACCCGGCCACGCCCCCAGGAGGCUCCCCAGGGCCUGCCCCACGCUCGCCGCCACCACCACUCACACAGACACACUGUCCACGGACGGCCCAGGCUCCGACCGAGCCGGGACCGAAGACGUCUGUGACCUUCACGUCACAAGCCCGUAUGAAAACGUUCCUCCCCAGUCUUUUUUCUCCAGCGAAGAGAGCAAAACCCAGACAGAGGUGAGAUACACGAGUUUCCACUCGGCAGAAGCGUGUUCUGUGACCAUCACGUCCUCUGCGGAAGGUGUGGCGGUGGCCCGCUCCUCCCAUGCCACCGUUUCAAGCAGAGAGUGCAGUUUUGAGGGCCAGAGCAUGAAAUCCACACAAGAAAGCACCUUGUGGGAGACGCAGGUGGAUGGCGCCCCUGCGUCCGUCGGGCCCCCGCAGCCCUGCGCCUCUGCGGUCCCCGGCGAACAGGUGAGCACAGUCGUCAUCACCACCAGCCACGUGGACUCGGAUUCCUGGAGCGAGAUCCGCGAGGAUGACGAAGCCUUUGAGGCCCGCGUGCAGGAGGAGGAGCAGAAGGUGUUCGGUCUGAUGGCAGACAGGCUGUCCCAGGGCACCACCCCAGACACCACGCCGGCCCGGACCCCCACCGAAGAGGGGACCCCAACCGGUGACCAGAACCCGUUCCUGUUUCAGGAGGGCAAGUUGUUCGAGAUGACCCGGAGCGGCGCCAUCGACAUGACAAAGAGGUCCUACGCCGAUGACGGUUUUCACUUUUUCCAAAUCGGGCAGGACUCCCAGGAGGAGACAGUCUCUGAGGACGUGGCAGGAGACGGGGCUGCCGCCGAGCCCUCAGGGCCGGAGACACCAGCUCGGUCACUGGCACUUUCAGAAUCAAAAGACACAGACCUGGCUGACUUGCUCCCCUCUGACCUGAGUGAGGAGGGAGAGGGAACCCCGGCUUCCGAUAGUCACUUUUGCUCCCCGACAGGGAUCCCAGCCCCCCUGGACACGUUGGUUGCCUCUGUGGGCGCCGAGGACCUGCCCUCCAUGCCCGGGGGCGCCGCACCUCCUCCACCCGCUGUCCAGGUCCUGAUGGACGACUCCACAGUCACUGGGUCUGGAGUCUCAGGACAGGACGGUGGCUCUCCUGACUCCUCCCCGGAGGAGCAGAAGUCAGUCAUUGAGAUCCCCACGGCAGCCACAGAGAGCGUGCCUCCUUCGGAGAGCCAGUCCCAGGUCCUGGUCCGGCCCGUGCCCCCUGCUGUCCCCGCCCCGGCCCCUGCAGAGGAGAGCCUGCUGCCCAGCCCAGGCGAGGACAGGAGCGAGCAGGAGACAAAGCCCAGGUCUAAAAUCCCGGUGAAGGCGCCCCCCCACGCAGUGGGGCCGCAGCCUUCGCCUCUGCACUCCUCCCUGCAGAAGACAGGGCCUCCUCAGGGACAGGACGUGCCAGGCAGGGCCGCAGAAGACAGGGGCACCUCUGGCUCAGAGGCCAGGCCUUGGGACUCAAAGACCAGAAGUCCAGCGAAAGCUCCAAGCUGUGCUGAGGCUGAAGCGGAGAGCGGGGAGUGGGCGGAGGAGCUCGCGCUCGAGUCGGAGGCCGCAGCCUCGAGACCCAAGAUGUUUGCCUCCCGCCUGCCGGUGAAGAGCAGAGGCGCCCCAUCUUCCUGCAGGGGGGCCCCAAGCCCCACCCGGGAGAGCAGGGAGCACUUCCUUGACCUUUACAGGGACUCCAUAGAGUUCUUCGAGGAGAUUAGCGAGGAGGCGUCCAAGCUAGUGGACAGGCUCAGCCAGGCAGAGAGGGAGCAGGAGGCAGUCUCGGAUGACGAGAGCAGUAGCGCCCUGGAAGCCUCGGUGAUCGAGAGCCUGCCACCUGCCGCGCCCGAGCGCGCGGGCCCUGAGGACAUCUUUGACGCCAGGCCCAUCUGGGAUGAGCCCAUUGAGACUCUGAUUGAGCGCAUCCCCGAUGAGAGUGGCCAUGACCUCACGGAAGAUCAGCAGGAUGCGCAGGAGCGGAUGGAGGAGCGGCUGGCCUACAUCGCCGACCACCUGGGCUUCAGCUGGACAGAACUGGCCAGAGAGCUGGACUUCUCCGAGGAGCAGAUCCACCAGAUCCGGGUGGAGAACCCCAACUCCCUGCAGGACCAGAGCCACGCGCUGCUCAAGUACUGGCUGGAGCGGGACGGGAAGCUCGCCACCGACACCAGCCUCAUCGAAUGCCUCACCAAGAUCAACCGCAUGGACAUUGUGCAUCUCCUGGAGACCAGCACGGAGCCGCUCCCGGAGCGCGCCAGCCACAGCUACGCCGAGAUGGAGCAGACCAUCACGCUGGACCACAGCGAAGGGUUCUCAGUGCUGCAGGACGAGCUGCCCGCGCGGCACCCCCAGGCCCAUGAGCACGCAGUGUCCAGAGCAGGCGAGGCCUGUGGUCACCCCCCAAUCGUUUCUGACGAAGACCUCUCCAUCGGCUACUCCACGGUCCAGGAUGGCACCUCCAGGACGGACGGGGACAGCCCCGCUGGGGAGCGGGUGCGCGGGGGCCUGGCGGGGACAGGGACGCCCGAGGAGCCGGCCCCUGGGCCGCAGUCGCAGUGCUGUGUGACCAGCCCGUGGACACCAGGGCCAGACACCACAAAGGCCACGGCAGCCCCAGGCUCUCCCAGCAGGACCCCCGAGGAGGACAGGCCCCACCAGCCAGCCCCGCCGCCCCGGGAGCGGGCAGACUCGCCCCUCGUGCAGGAGCCCGAGGAGUUCAGGGAGGCCGGCUCUCCGAGGAGGAACAGCCUAGUGAUCGUGGAGUCGGCCGAUGAGCAGCCACCGGCCUUCCAGAGCCUCGAUGCAGACUCGGCGUUUCAGAAGGGAGACGACGUGCCUGACUUGCCCCCAGAAACAGUCACGGAAGAGACAUACGUGGACGAGCACGGGCACACGGUGGUGAAGAAGGUCACCAGGAAGGUCAUCCGGCGGUUCGUGUCCUCGGAUGGCACCGAGCGGGAGGAGGUCACCGUGCAGGGGCAGCCCCAGGAGCCCGUCAGCCUCGCAGACGCGGACGCCUACUCCAAGGUCAUCAAGCGUGUGGUGCUGAGGAGCGACACGGAGCAGGCGGAGGUGAGGUCCUGA